CCACGGCUUUUUACAGAAGUGCCAACAAUCCACAGCUGGUGUAUCUGAUCCCUCAGUGCUUGUCGAGGGUCAGUGAAUGAAAUUGGUAGAAUAGGCAAUAGUGCGUAGGGUUGCACAAUUUUUGUUGCUCAUGCUGAUCAGGGGAGUGUAGUGUAACAAGCUAGUGGGGACGGCAGGGGCAACUUUAUACAGCGUACUUCCACUUUGACAACUGUAGAGUUUUAUCUACUGCACAAAGUGUCAAAACCAGAAUAGAAAAGAUGUACUGUAGACAAAAUUAUUUCAGACAAGGUCUGCUUCCAUAAAAGGCAAAUGACGAGAGGCAUGACAUCAAAACCAGGACACACGGUAAUGACGCACAACGUGGCCGAGUUUGAACCUUCGAUACUUGUUGAAUGCUCUGUCAUCAGUUGGUUCUGGACGAUUGACCGAUCGCAACCGGCCACGUUUAAAACAAUGAUCAGGAGCUUCAAAAAGCUGGCAAAAGCCCGAAAUCUGUGAAGCUCGUUACUUCUCAUUCUGUCCCCGUGAUCUGUAAGACCCCCAAAGUAUAUGCAUACCGGUAACCAACUACUGGCUCUUCGCCCCGAAGGAUCUGCCUCUGGAGCGCGUAUGGAAGGUGCCGGGAAGGCUUCAACUACUACAAACCGAGGAGUUGCACCAAAGAAAACGCCUGAAGAUUCAGUUGCCAGGGAAUCGGAUGACGCUCUCGCACUUGCCAUUCGGUGACAACUCCUGAGCGGUGCCGUCAUCAGCCUCUGCCUCAAUCAUCUUCUCUUGAUGGAUGGGAAGGAACACGACUCCCUUUUCCAAAACAAAACAAUAUUUCUUGCGUCCUCACCAGGAAGCUCGCCCUUCCGCCCUCCACUCCCCCUCCCCGUCCGCUCUGCAUACGAGAGCAACGAUCUGAUUGAUUAAUUGGCUGCUUGCCUUGUCACACUUGGUUGGCUCGACCUGUCCUUAUCACACCACCCCAUCCUCCAAGCUCCUAAAGAAAGGUUGACUUUUCAUUGUUCCACUACUUCCAGACUCCAAUCCACUCCGCAUGUUUUUCUAAUCCUGACUCGGCAGAUUUAGUUGCCCUUUAUUAAUUGCAACUCCCAGCACGAGACAUGGUAGUUGGGACUUGGAAGUUGGGAUUGCAGUUUCCGCUCAUGAUUGUCGAGAUUGUGAUUCUUGGACCGGAUCACUUCUAGGAGUUGGGGAUUCAUCGGAUCGCGCUUUCUAAAUCGAACCGAGCGGAUCAAAUUUCGUGCAUGGUUAAAAAGUCAGGCUCUCUACCACGCGGUUCCAUCAUCGGGAAGAAUUGGUGUGUACCGCAUUUGAGGAGAAUUAAAGGACACAUUGACUUGCCUCUUGAGGACUUUUAUAUUCCAAACAAAGACCAAAAGAUAUUUGACUGACCGGGUGGAGUCGGGAGUACGUUCCAGUGAACACAACUGGUCGACUCGCAGACUUGUUCAGCGUCGUGAGGCAUAAACCCAGGUUCUUGGCCAGGCUGAGAAUAGCACAACG
Messenger RNA from Marchantia polymorpha subsp. ruderalis, 1515 nucleotides. Lineage: Eukaryota; Viridiplantae; Streptophyta; Marchantiopsida; Marchantiales; Marchantiaceae. The record is from the annotation of a GenBank genome assembly.